AUGGGCGCGAUUAUUGAUGAUAAAUUGUAUCCUUUGAAGAUAACAUCCGAGAAGUCAACUCUUCUACACUCUGGAAAAGCCCCCAUUGCCAACCAUGGCUAUAAAUAUGCGAUUCUUGAUGAUAGCGACAACAUUGUUCAGAUGGAAAACUUCACUCGCCAACCAUUGAACGAAGAUACCCAGAACGAAUAUUACAACAGAACCUGGACAUCAGUGUUCCUUCCGGAGCUUCCUACUGUACUAGAUCCACUUCCUAUUAUUAAUCGUAUUGAUUCUGACUUACAUAUUGAUGGAGAAAUUCCUACUGUUCACAUUACCGGUAACCAAACAGCACUCGAUUAUAUCCACAGCCAUGCGAAUGAUGAUAUAGAUGUUCCGGGAUUACACAUGACAUAUAUCAGUCCUAACAAGGUUAAAGUGUUCAAAAAUAUCACCCUUUCUAUAUCUGGACAUAGUAGUCGUAAUGAGGAAAAGCUUUCAUAUAAAAUCAAACUACUCAAAGAGGAUGACCUCUCCGAUUAUCGUCGUUUCAAGUUCAGAUCAUUAGCCACUGACCCCUCCUACAUGAGAGAACAUGUUGCCUACAGUGUUGGCCGCUCCGCUGGUCUUCCCAUCACCGGAUUUUCUUACCUUCGUCUCUAUUUAAAUGAUCGUCCUAUAGGAUUAUUUGGGCUCGCUGAAGAUUAUAAAAACCCUUGGCAGCGGAAUGAAUUCGCAGGUGGCGACAAAGGCUAUAAACAAGGCGCUUUUUAUGUUGCCAAUCUAAACGGUAAUAUGAAGUUGGUUGCUCCACCUUUCAAUGGUAACACAACGGAAGGAAAAGAUGGCAGUUUUGAUUUUCCUCCCCUAGGUGAACAGGGACCUAGCAAUCCUAGUCAUCAUGGCGGCUUCAAGGGUUUCAGACAUGAUAAAUCCAAUUUACAUUACGUCGGUGAGAAUGCAACUCUGUACCGAGACUACUAUGAUUUAAAGGAGAAUCCCUCUGUGGGCACGGCCAAUUAUACCAAAAUCAUCGAAUUAACCAAGUUUAUUGCUCAACAACCCAACAUCACAGAUGCCGAUAAUUCCGUCACUUCACAAUGGGAGCAAUAUAUUGAUGUUGACAGUGCUUUGCGGAUGAUUGCCUUGGAAAUUGUUAUAAGUAACUCAGACUCUUAUAUGGCCAUGGGAAACAACUAUAUCAUAUACGAGGACCCUGAUGCCGAUCGUCUUAUGUUCAGUGCUCAAGAUUUUGACCUCACUAUGGGUCAUGGCAUGCAUAAUGCAACUCUAAUGUAUGGUGGCAAUUGGACUGCUUUCCCCGGUUUCUUGGAUAGCCCUUUAACUGCCACCUUAUAUCAUGUCCCUAAAUACAGAAAAAAGCUUGAAAAUCUCAUUCAUACUAUGACAGCAGGUAUAAUGAACUCUAAGGUCUUGAAUCCUCGUAUAGACGCUCUUUACAAGAUGCUCAAGGAAGAUGUGGAUUGGGACAAGACCUUGCCGCGUGUCAAUGCUGUCCCUACAAACGAGACUUCUCGUAGAAGGCAUUUUAGUAUGGGCAAUACCAGCAUGACCUUUGAUGAAGCUGUUAAUGGAAAUGCCAACAGAGCAAAUACACUAGGAUUGAAAGAAUUUGUUAAGACUCGUAGCCGAAACCUUCUCGAAUUUUUCAAUUCUAGUAAGGCUUGA
Messenger RNA from Mycotypha africana, 1668 nucleotides. RefSeq names its product coth protein-domain-containing protein. NCBI's taxonomy places the organism in Eukaryota, Fungi, Mucoromycota, Mucoromycetes, Mucorales, Mycotyphaceae. The coding region runs from base 1 to 1668 and encodes 555 amino acids. The record is from RefSeq and is a predicted model, not a curated record. The transcript is spliced from 2 exons.